UUCGUCUCUCGCGCACACAGCAGGCCGCGCGCGGCCCGUGUGGAUCAUGGAGCCCCCGGCCUUCCCCAACGCAGCCCUAAGCACGGUCAGGGCUGCUCCCGCGUCCACCGCCGUAAUUCUGCUGCCCGUGCCCGCCGGGACACCGCCCUUCCACUACCAGUGGAAUCGCGCGGGAGCAUCACUGGACGGGCGCAGCAAGACCUCAGUGGAUAGUGGUGGAGUGAGGCUCACCGUAACGGCUGCCCAGAUCGGGGACAGCGGGAUCUACACCUUACAGGCAAGCAAUGCUGCCGGUAAAGAUACGGCUAGGGUCAGGCUGGAGGUUUCUGCAGACGAGACCCCGACCGGUGACGACCCGCCGACCUUCCUACGAAGACUUCAGGACUUGACAGUCAAAGUCGGCACAAGGACCAGGUUCCUCGUAGAGAUUGCCAGCUCCACGGAGUGUAAGGUGACAUGGUACCGUAACGAGCGUCGGCUGCUUGAGGUGGAGCGUAUAGCGUUGGUCCGAGAUGGUCACUUCUGGUGUGCGGAUGUGGCGGCAGUUAGUGUGGACGACGCUGGCCGGUGGACCUGCACAGCAGAGAACCUGGGCGGGAGGGCCAGCUGCUCGGCGCAUCUCAAUGUACUCGUUCCCAAAGCCUAUAAACGUCCAGAAUUCAUGGAGGAACUACGAGCUAUAUUGACUGAACAGGGCACGGUGUCCCUUGAGUGUAAGGUGGUCGGCGUGCCAACUCCUGUGUUGAGGUGGUUCAAGGACAGUCGUGAAAUAAAAGCCGGUGACGUGUUCGCGCUGACUGCGAACUCGGAGGACCCAACCUCCCUUGGGACAUACACAUGCGAGGCUGUCAACUGCAUGGGCAGGGCGUACUCCUCCUCCAAGGUGCACGUCAUCGGCCGCGCUAGUCGGGAGGGUUCAGCUAAUCCAACGUCAGGAGGAAUAACGCCAGACCCACCCCCAAUCUUCACAAAAGAGCUUGAGGACCAAUUUGUGAAGAUUUGUGAAUCACUGGCUUUUAGCUGUCACAUCGUAGUACCGCCAUGGCCACGAAGUAUAGUGUGGUACAACAAAGAAGGCAAAAUUAAGCCCAGUGACAAGUAUCGCGUGGUGGAAGACGGCGUUGGAGGUUACAUGCUGGAGGUGAGUCCGGCAGAGUGGUGUGACGAGGGGGAGUGGAAGUGCGUGGCGACCAGCUCAGGAGGUCGGGUUGGAAUGUCGUCCUGCUACGUCACCAUGGAAGUGCCGAAGAACUAUAGAAAACCAAGGUUCAUGGAGAACCUUCAAGCUGUAUUAACAGAUGAAGGUUUAGUUUCGUUCGAAUGUAAAGUUGUUGGAUUCCCUACACCCAUAUUGAGUUGGUUCAAAGAUGGCCAAGAGUUGAAACCAGGUGAUGUGUACCAACUAACAGGCACUAAUUCACUCGGUUCUUAUUGCUGUAUUGCCAAAAAUUGUAUGGGGCAAGCAUGUAGUUCUGCCGAACUAACAGUCGAAGAUAUACAAAAUCAAUUAAACGAAGAAGAAAAGUUGCAAUUGUUCUCAAAGAAUCAAGCUCCGAAGUUUAUACAGGGCCUGAAAAGUGUCGAAGCUAAAAUCGAUGAACCAUUCCGCUUUACGAUUAAAGUUGCCAUUCCGCCUGAACCUGCAGUAUUAUGGUAUCGAGAUGACCAACCAGUGGAUACGUCAUCUCGUUGUUUACUUGGUAAAGAAGACCGAGGUGUUUUUUAUUUAGAAAUAAAAAAAUUAGAAUUAAUGGAUCAAACUGAAUGGAAAUGCGUUGCAAUGAAUGAUUUCGGACACAGCGUAACAUCAUGUUUUCUUAAAUUGAUAAUACCGCGACACUACAAAAAGCCGCGGUUUUUGGAAAAUCUUCAAGCUAUCCUUUCAGAUGAAGGUGCUGUUAAUUUGGAAUGUAAGGUUAUAGGUGUUCCGCAGCCCACUCUAAAGUGGUAUAAAGAUGGAGAGGAACUUAAACCCGGCGAUAUACAUAGGAUAAUUUCAGGGCAGGACGGCACAUGCUGCUUAGGAACAUACACAUGCGAGGCACAAAAUUGUAUGGGUAUUGCAGCCAGCUCUGCCUCACUUUUAGGUUUUGAAGAUACUGUUAAAGUUAAAAAUAAGAAGAAAAGUGAGGAACAAACCUUAGAAAGAAAUUUAUCACUUAGCACUAUUCACGAGGAAAGAACAUCACAACUGUAUGAUACUCCUAUUGGAGAUAUUACUUUAGACGAAAAAGGUGAAAUAUCUUUUUCUUUUGAUGGCAAAGAAGUUUCUGUUUCUUUAUACGAAACCCCAGAUCUCACAGAAGAAGAAGCGUUACAAAUUGUGGAAAUGUACGCAGACCAGUUAUCGGAAAACGUAACGGAACAUAAUGUUGUGGAACUACCGCCAUUAAGAUUUGUAAAAGAAACGUCCACAUCAGGAAAUUUAUUAAUGGAGGCAAUAAUCAUUGACGUUUCACCUGACUACUUUAUUCACCCAGAAGAAGAUUUGAGAACAGAAGCCGAUAUAGAAGAUAUAUCUAUUGCCGAUGAAAACGGAGCUGCGCAAUUAUCUUUUGACAAAGAGAUAUGUGAUGAUGACCUUGAAAAAACGGUUACUUUACUUUCAGAAGAAAAAGUCGAUUUCUUAAAGAAAGAUUAUAGAAGAAAAUCUGACUCAUUGCGAAGUGGCGAUUAUUUUAGUAUUUCUAAAGAACAGUCGUAUUCAGAAGGUAAAAAAAAUGAUGAUGAUACCCAAGUAUCUGAAUGUACUAGUUUUGCCAGUGCACACAGUACUGAUAAGCCAAAAUCUAAAUCUUCGAAACCAUCGCAAGAAGAUGGUCAAGAAUCAUCUGAUAUUACCAAAACUGUUCUAUUCAGAGAAGAUUUAGGCGAUGUUAGAAAAUCUAAAAUUGAGCUAGUAGAUAUUAAACAAGAGGGAGAUAAUUUGAAAAUGUCCACGAAAUCUUGUACGAAUAAGAAUGAAUCAAUUAACUUUGAAAGUGACACAGAAUUUGAUCUAAACCCACAGUACCAAACAUCAUAUAAAAGCGAAAAUAUUAAGAGAUUAUUCGCACUUUUGAUGAAAUCAAUUAAGAAUAUUAGGAAUGUGGAAGAAGGUGUCAGUUUUAAAGCUGAUUUAAUUUCUUCGCCCGCUACCGCAUCUAAAAGCCUCGAAGUAAUAAAUAGUCUUCUGACACCAUUAAUCGGAAUUAAAAACAAUAUCGAAAGUAUGGUGGAUGUAAUAGAUUUUGGGGUGUUUGACAGUAACUACGGUUCAAUUGUAGAAGAACUGAGAAAUAUUCAAAAAUCUUUAACAGUCAUUCAAAUGUGUGCAGCCGAAAGUUGUGAUAAAACAAUCGUUACAAAUACAUGUAUAUCAAUAAUUAAUGAGUGUAGUGAUUACUUAAUGGAAAUCAUGUCGCUUAUCAAAUUGUGUUCUGUGGAUCUUACUGAUAAAAAUCAGAUUUCACAAAUUCAGUUGCUAACUACAGACGUUAUUUGUAUUUUAAAGACGUGUAAAGAUAUAACACACAAGAAAAGACUUAUAAAAGAGACAACGUCAAUUUCUAAAAAUCAGCAGCACUUAAACGAAACCCAGAAAUCUGUUUUUAAUCUAAAAAUACCAAUUAAUUCAUUGCUAAAUAUUGUGAAAAAUGCCUUAGAAGGAAAAGUUAUAAUGCUUACUGAUUUUGAGUUAGGUGAAGUAAUACUUCUUCAUAUGUCGUCAUCAAUACAAGAUUUACAGACAGCAUUGGAACGUAUUGAAUCAUUAUCAGUUGAUGAAUCCAAAUCGUCAUUAAAUAACUAUAAUACAAGUAUUAUAAAUACUGUUAUGGAAUCCGUACUAAAAUUACGAAAUUCAUUUGAAAUACUUUCUUCAGAAACGAAAAUUCAACAUGAUAAGCAAGGAAUUAAGAGUGUGUUGGAAUUAGUUAAAGUUAAUCUGGAAGAUAUAUCAUCCCAUAUCUACGACAUUGAACUUAAUGUUGGGGAAUUUGAUGUUUUACGUAGCGAUAACAAGCUUGAGCUCCUUCAAAAAAUGGCACAAGCACUCAUAUCCCUGGACAAAAAUUUAUCGUUUUUGAACAAUUUACCUGAUAUACACAGCAACAUGAUAACAUUCCAUAAAAAUCUUACAAAAGUCCUUGAAAAGAUAAUCGAAAGUAAUGAAGCCAAAAAAUAUGUUGCUUUAGUUGAAAUAUGUGACGCAGUUAAUAAAAUUAAUUCUUUCAUUAAAAAUGUUGAUUCUGAGAGGACAUUGUCAUUAGCUAGUAUUGGCAAUGCAUUAGGUGUUAUUAAUGAGCAAAUAAACAAUAUGGAACUAGAUGGAAAUCUUCAUUCCAUAUUGAUAAACAAUUUUAUUCAAUUGUUAACCCAGUUACAAAAUAUUGCUAAUAAUACAGAAGAUCCAGAGCAAUCAAAUGACAUAAAUGAAGAACCACGCUCGGAACGUGGCACUCCUUUACUGUUAUAUCAAAUAGAAAAAACAAUUAAUGCCAUUAAACAUGUAUCUAUUAGUGAGGAGACUACUUCUGAAAUGCCAGAUAUGGUCCCAAUUCUUGAAUCAUUGACGCCAGUACUAGAAGACCUUAAAUGCAGCAUUGCAACUUUUAAACAAAAUGCUGAUCAAGAAUCUCAUUUAUCCGACCUAUCACAACAGUCUUUAGUAAAAUCAAUCAAUAAAUCAUUACACGAACUUCACCAAAGCGUUACUAUUUUUAACCAGAUAGUAAUGGAUUCUGUAGAAAUAUUGAAGCCUGGUAGCAUAGUGCCUAGCGUGGCAAGGCCAAUUUAUGAGCUCAACGCCGCAAUAGAAAUACUCCAAGAAAAUAUUCUAUCUGAGUAUGAUAGCUUAUCAUCUCAAGAAAUAAGCGUUAAAGUUGCCACCUUAUCUCAAGCUCUCCAAAAUUGCUUUCUAUUUAUUGGCGAAGCUUUUGAAUGUGAAGCAGUAGGAGAUAUUUCAACUUUAGAUGAUAUAUCGUACUUAAAAACAACAGCUGACUCAGUUUCUUCAGAUUCUCAUAUUGCUCUAGAAAUAUUAAAAGUAACACAACAUGAGCAAAACGCCUCACAGUUUAAAGAAUUUUCACAUGAAUCAAAGCCUGACACUGCUAUACAAUUGUGUAAGUUAUUGCAACAGGAUAUUAUUGAUAUACAAAGCCUUGAAGUCAUGGACACGCUCAACGAAAUACUACAAAUUAAAAGCAAUCUGUUCUUUAGUCAGCUGAUUGAGUGUUUUGAAGAACUUCAUACAGAAAUUCAAUGUAUUUUGGAAGGCGUUAUGGAAAACAAAAGUCCAGUAGCUAUUUUAAAUAUUGCAAAUAAAAUUCAUGCAAAAUUAGUUCAUGUUGAUAUUGAACAGCUUUUAUUGGAAGAUAAUCUACCAAUUACUGCAAAUGAAAUAAAUACUAUGGUGCAGAGUUUAUUGAAGUUAAAUAAUGAUUUAAAUGAAUACAUACAAUACAACGUUGCCUAUGACUCCUCUGCAUAUAUAAAUACACUGCGCACAUUAUGUAGAAAUCUAAUGACUAACAUAGAAGCAUUUGAUGGAGGAAUCUCGCCUGACGACAAUUUCAAAGAACAGUUACUAAGUUUACAAGAUACUUUAGCUGAUUUUUUGAAUUCGACUGGAGUAGAGCAGACAGGAGCUCGAAACGAUUUUAUCGCACAUGUAACAGAAAAGCUUACUAUGAACUUAUUAAAGUUAGAGGAUGAGCUAAUACCAUUUACACCAGAAUCACCAUUGCCUUUACAUAGUCAUUCUAUUCUAAUAUCUAUAGAUGAAAUUUUAAAAAAUAUUGAAAAUUUCGAAUUAAGAAACUUUACAAAUGUUGCUGAACUAAAUAAUGACAUUGUGAUUUCUCAAUUUACAUUUGAAAGCGAAAUUGAGAGUUUUAAUCAUCUAGAUAGUAUUUUGAAUAACGCUGCUAAGAACAUAUUAUCAGAUAUUUCUGAAUCAUCAAUAGCAGAUUUAGACAAGGUAAAAGACUUUUUGCAAAAAUAUUUAAGUGAAUUUGCUACCCUCAGGUAUUUAAUGAGCACACGACUGAGUCAUAAGAAGGUCAUUCGACUUAUUAUACAAUAUAAUUUACUUCAAAAUACAAUGAACGAUUUUGAACAACAGCAAGAGCGACUCCAACUACCUAUUGAUUUUAAAGAGUAUCUCAGGGACUGCCUUGAAAAGGUUAAUCGAAGCAUGAGAAAAAUUCAAUCAUCGAUGAUAAGAUUAGUUAAUUUCCAGUCAGAUAUGCUGUUUGUUCAUCCAUUACAUAAAAUUAAAAUAGCAAUAGGGACAUUUACAGAGUUUUUAAAAGAAGAUCAGGAAUUAUAUUUGCAUGAGCUAAUAAGUAAAUUCCUUGAGGUUCUUGAAUUGGGUAAAACACAUUUUUGCGGAAUAAAACUAGCCCUUAUUGAAGAAAUUAAAUUCCACAAUAAUUUAAAAAUUGAUAAUGAGUAUAAAAACUUUAUAAAUGUUGUCGGUUUAUUCAAAAAGUUUGUAGAAAAUGAAAUUGAUACGAUAAAUGACUUGGCGAAAGGUGAUAAUAAAUUACACCUACAAAAACUUUUAAAAUGUUUUGAAAUGCACGAUGGUUAUAGAAAUACAUCGGGGGUUGGACAGAAAUUAAUAUUAUUGAAAUGCAUAAAUGAGUGUGUAGACAUCUUUUAUAUACAAUUAAAGUUGUCACCUUUGUCGCCCCUGCAUGAUAAAAUUUUAAACACAAUCAUGGCAGAUAUUCUUGAGUCAUUAUAUUUGUUGAAUAAGUUGUGUAUAUUUAGUAAAGAAAAGAUGUCUGAUUCUGAUAUUGAACAUUGUUUGAGAAGCUAUAUUAAAAACUUUACUGAUAGUAGUAAGGCACUUGAACAUUAUAAACUGGAUAAUAAAGAAUUCACCAACACCGAAAUUGCACUAGUAACAGCGCUAUUAAAAGAAAUACACCUACUCCAAGAUAAUUUGAGGUCUAAAGAUAUACUUAUUGAAGAAUUAACUAUUUUUAACACGGUAUUAGAUCCUCUUAAUACUGUUGAGCAAUAUCUUGAAAAUAUUUUGUCAUCGCCGUUCUUCAAAGAUAAGCUGAAUUUUAAAAACAUAAAAGAUAAGGCUGAUUCUCUUUUAUAUCAUAUUGAACAAUACAUUGAAAUAACAGAAGUUGUAGAUGAAAUUUCUGCGGUAUUUAACAUUGAAAAUAUAAGAGAAACAACAAAAAAAGUUAAUGAAUUAAAAGAAUGUCUUUUGGCCAUACAAAUGUCACCAGAAACUUCAACACAAUUCAUUGAUUGCUUCAGUACAAAGAGUCAAGCACGUGUUGCAACAGAACUCUCGAAAUGCUUAACUGAUCUUCAUGAGGAGGCAUCUAACAACAAUGAAAACCAGAUAUCGACCCGAAUUCAAGACAAAAUGAACGAUGUAAUCACAUUGCUUCAUGAAGAUUUAGAUACAUUCACAAAAGCAACUAAUUUAAACCUUUUACCCAGUAAUAAAGAAGGCAUUCAUCAAAGUAAUGAUAAAGCUAUUUUGACCUCCAGCAAUAAUGAACCAUUAUGUCUUACAUUAAACCAAGAUAAUCAGUCGGAUGCAAUAGGGGACACAACAGGAAAAUCAAGCAAUAUAAUAAACGAGUUAGCGGGAAAACAGCCACAAACAGUCGAAUGUUAUAAAAUAAUAACAGAUUCUUCCUCUAUAGAUUUAAAACCUUCUUUUGAAAUGAUUGAAAAUAACGAAAUGAAAUCCAAAAAUCCAUUGCAGGAACAAUCAUUUGAUUUUGUAAAUCAGGAACUCCAUUCGACUAACAAUGUUAACAAAGAAAUUAGUUUGUUUGAUUCCAAUGUGCCACUAUCUGAUCAAUCUAAUAUAUCGAGUACGCAGGAUGCUAGUGAAUUAAUCAUGCCAGAGGAUACAGCAAUUGAGGAAAUAAGCAGAAAUAAUGACAAAAUUAACAAAGAAGCAUAUGAAAAAUCUUCUAUCGCAUCUGUUGAGACUCAAGAAAAAAUAUCAGACUCAUUACAAGAACAGUCAAUGGAUUUACAAAUACAGGAACUUGAAUCGAUUAACAUUACUCAAACAAAAAUACAAGAAAUACAUUCUAAAAUUUCAGUCUGUGAUGAACUUCAAAUAGCGCAUACUCCUGAUAUUUCUAGAUUUGACUUGCCUGAAGAAAUAGCAGUUGAGAAUAAAAAAGAAACAAAGAAAGAUAAUUACAUUAAUGACCAAAUUUACAAGGCCGAGUUCGAACAAACUUGUGUAGCACCUGUAGAAAUUCCAGAAAAAAUGUCAUACUCAUCACAAGAACAUAUACAAGAAUUUAAUUUGACUAACAAUGUUAAAAAAGAAAUACUGAAUAUACAUUCCAAUAUGCCAUUAUGUGAUCAAAGUCAAAUAGCGCAUACUCCUGAUAAUUGUGAAUUUGAAUUGCCAACAGAAAUAGCAAUUGAGCAAGUAACAAACAAAAAUAACGACAAAAAUGAACAUGAGGAUGAGUUUGAUCAAACUUGUGCAGCACUUGUUGAAACUUUUGAAAAAGUAUCAGAGGUAAAUAGAUGUAAUAACAGUAAUACUUAUAAAGAAGAGAACGAAUGCAGAGAUCACCAUGAUACUGAAGUAUCAAUAAAUCAAGAAAUGGAUGUGCAACCAAAUAUGGUGGAUUUACCCGAACAAAUAGAUUUAAGUGCAAAUGUUUUAUCUGAGACAAGGAAGUUAGAAAUAACCAUAGAAAGCAAUGCACAAAUAGAUCAAAGUAAUGAAUUAAUAAAUAAAAUAAAGCAUAAUAGUGAAAUACAAGAGAAAGAAAAUACAGCAGAAAUAGAUAAGUUUUCAUCUGAUAUAAGUGCUCCUGAUGAUAAUUGUAAAGCAAAUAAUGAACAGGAACAAAACAAAGUCAAUACAAAAGAAAGUCUUGAUCUUUCAACUGAUAGUUAUAUUCCAAAAGAGUCAUCUAACUUACAAAUAGAAACCUAUGUUAGUGCAGAGCUUAGUCUUGCUCUUUAUGAAGAUAAAGAUCAGUCUAUCGAUAUCACCCCCACAGAUGAAGCUCAUGAGGAAAUGAACGUAAAUUCAAAAGUAGUCCAAAGUCAAAGCAGUAUUACAGGGAAUUUUAAUAGUAAAUCUUAUAUAUCAGAUUUUGAAAAUGAAGAUCCAAUGCAAAGGUUGGAACACCUUCUUCAGGAUUUGAAUGAAUAUAUCAAUAUAUCUCCUGAAAAUAUCAGUUGUAAAAAAGAGUCCUUAUUAAAUAUUCUAGAUGAAUUUCAGAUUGUCAUUAUUAAACAGAAAUUUGAUUAUGAUAGCAAAAAGGAUGAGACUCUUAAUGAGACUCUAGAAGAUUUAGAGUGCAGUGUGAGGAGUGUACAGUUGCAAAUAAUUGAAAAUAGUCCGACCCAACAUAUUCAAGAAUCCGCUGCUACUCUGCAAUUAUUAGUUGAUAACUUAAAAGACAUUAUUCAAUUCUCAGAUAAAGAGACGUUAAACAGUGAAAUUUCUGAUAUGUCUUUAUUAAAAGAAUGUGAAAAUUCUGUAAGCAAUACUGUUGAAAAAAUUGAACGUGGGUUUUUCAGUGAAAGUGAUAUACAAAUCAUAGUAGACAAUUUAACAGAUAUAAAUUUUUUCAUAAAAUCUAUCAAGCAAUGUAUUUCAAAUGAUACUGAAAGUAUUCUAGACAAAGGAGUAGAUAUAAUGCAAAAUUUAAAUACAAUUGAGAAUAAUUUAAUUGUUGUUGAAAAACAACUAGCAGAUAAACAUGAUAUUGAACCACUUACACAAGAUGCAAUAAUAACGGCAGUACAUUCAGUAUAUGAAAGUGUUUCAAAUAUAAGAGACACACUUAGACGAAUUCAGAAAAAAGGCUUGUAUAAGAACUAUGGAAUACCUUCAGAUAUAUUACUGAAAACUAUUAAAGUAUUUAAUUCAUUAAGUGCAAUUGAUGUGGAUAUAAAAUCAAUGUGUAAAUGCCUUCGAACGUUUUCCAAUCAUUUUGAAGAUGUCAAGUUUUAUUUAAAUUUUGAUAAAACAGCACGGUUACCAUGUGAUUCUUGUAUUACUGUAGAGGUUUUAACUGAAUUAAAAUCAAACUUAUUAGGUAUUAAUUCAAAUAUUACUGAAUCUGACCCAUCAUUAAAUUUGCAGCUGCAAUUAAUUCUUUCUGACAUUGAUGAAAUAAUACAAAGUUUAGAAACUCGUUCAAAUAUUGAAGUCCGUGAAAAAAUACCAAUUUUUAUGGAAUUAUCACAAAAGUUGUAUAUUAUUGCUAAAAAUAUUAAGGGCUAUUAUGAAAAUUAUAUUAUACUCAAUGACAUAUCCACUCAAAUUCCUACGGAAUGUAUACAAAGUCAAAAAAUCCAAGAUAAAAGUGUUGGUUUUCAUACUGUGGAUGAUAAAGAUAAUGCUAUUAAAGAAACUAAUGGUAUAGAUAACUCGGAAAGUCAGGUAUCCCUGGGGAUUAAUAAAAAUACAGAUAUUACUGGGUAUAUGGAUAUUGGAAUACAUACAAUUUAUGAACAUGACAAUAUGAAUUCCAUUAAAAAUCAAUAUACUGAGAUUCUAUUAGUUUCCAAAUACGAAAUAAAUAAGGUAAUUGAUAAUGCAGUUGAUAUAGUUAUGUCAAUGAAAAAAUCAAAACCGAUUCCAGACUUAGAUAUACAAAUAAAUGAAAUUAAAGAUUUUGCCACUUACACUAACAAUGAACAAAUUACUGAUCUAAUUGAUAAAAUUAAAGAUCAGAUACAACAAGAUGAAAUCGUAUAUAUAGAAGAUAAUGCAACUUCUGAUAGUGUAACUGAUAUUAACAUUAUUCACAAAGAUGUUUGUGAAAGUGAUUUUAAUGUUAUUCAUGAUACAAGCAAAGAAAAACUUAAAAAUUGUGAAAAUAACCUUGAAAUGGUUCAACCUACUGACAAAACUCCAGAUACAGCAAGCCAAAACAAUAAAGAAAUUUUCUUAGAAAAAGGCGAAGAUAAUAACGGCAGCAUUCCUUCAAUUGUUUGCCAACAGAUUGAAAAUGUGCUUAGUACUAAAAGCAUAGAUAUUGAUUCGCUGUUGCAGUCGGAAGAUAAUGUUACAAUAGUACAGGGUGUGAGUCAAACAUCAGUUGAAAUGAUGGAUUUUGGUUCAGAAGAUUUAAUUGAUAAAACACAAACCACUUCAUUUAAUCAUGAUCAAAGAACAGAAAUUCUUGAAAAUAACGAGGUAAUAGACCAACAGUGUCUUAAAUUUUCUGAAGUGAACGGUGCUAAUAUAGGUAAUGAGAAUGAAAAUAAUCCUUUAGUCCAAUGCGCAUUGGUGAUUCGAAGUCCGGGAUGUGAUAACAUAUCGGAAGAUGAAAAUAUUGGGAGUGAUCAAGAAUCAGUUGAUAAAUCUAGAGAAGUUGUUAUAACAAAAGACACCGACAGUCGUAAAACAACAACACAAAGCCAAAAUGACGAUAUAGGAAACAAGUUUGAAGUGCCCACCGUUGCGUCAGAAAUAGAGUGUCGUACUGAUAAAGAUCAAAUUUCAAGCUUGUUGAGCUGUGAUAAUAAAAAUUAUAAAGAAAUUGUUUCAGCUGAUCAACCAAAUUCUAAAAGUUUCGAUAAAAGUGAUAAAACUAUAGAUAUAGUGAGCUUAUCAAGUGUUGAAGACAUAAAAUCAAAGGACAAUAAGUCAACUAGAACUAUUCAUUCAAAUACCAAUGAGGCAAGCUGUGAAAGCGAAUGUGAGAUAACGGUCCAGGAACUCAGGAAGGAUUUAAUUGAAAAUAAUAAUUCAAUUCAUACUGGCUCGCUAGAUACCAAGACAGAAUUUGAAAAGACUUCUGAAUCGAAUAUUGAUAAUAAAAGUGCAUUAAAAUUUUGUGAUUUCGAUACAGAUGUUGUCGUAGAAGAAACAUUAGACUCAGAUAACAAUUCUGGACCAGAAUUUAUGCUUAGACAGAUGAGCGAUGUAUUGCAAUUGCAUGAAAAUAACAAUAUUUUAGAAGUGUCACAUACAACUUUGCAUGAUAUACAUCUUGCUAAAAUAGAAGUAAUAUCUCCUAUCACAGGAUCUCAAUCGUCUGAAAAACACAUUUUAGACUUAACCCAAAAUAUUGAAAUUCCCCCGAGCAUUAUUUCUUCGUCUGGUCAAAAAAAUACUGAAGAUAUUCAUGAAAAUACAGAUGAUUUUCAUGAAAAUAUACAGCUUACUCACGAUAAUGCCACUUUGGCGCUCUUUCAAGACACAAUUUCAAAUACACAAAAAUGUACUGAUUUAGCCGAUAAUGAUAAAGCAGCGGACUCUAAUGGCAAAAUUGAAGAACCUGAAAAUUUAGGAAAGUCCAUUGAGGAAAUAAAUUUAAAUGAAAACACUAAUAUAGACGCGGAUUUGAUUAAAAUAUUAACAAAACCAAAACCAUACUCAGAAUCAAUAGUAUCCGUUUCUUCUGAAACAAAUCCUAAGAAAGCUGAUUUUGAAAAUGGACUUCAUAGAAUAGAAUCGUCAAUAAUAAAAACUAAUCAGACAAAUGAAGAGACCACACAGAAUAAGGAAAUCAUAUUAAAUCUUGGUGAAUUAGUUGCUACAAUAACAAGUAACGAAUAUUUAUCAAAUCCAAUUGAAAACCUAGAUAAAAAAGACCAUACAUACCAAGAUAAAAGCCUUGUGUCCAACAGUUUAAGUGUCAAUUCAAGUGACAGUUACGAUUUAAAAAACGAAAAUAAGAAAUGUGCAUCAAUUCUAAAGGAGACAGAAAAUGUAUUAGCUAUAUUGAAUUCAGAAAGAAAUAAUGAAAUUCAACAAAAUAAAAAUCUGAGAAGCGAUAAUAAUAAAGGAUCAAAAUUAGAAGAUCUGGAUCAAAAUGGAAACUUAGUAGAAACUGAAUCCGGUGCGAAUAUUGCAUCAAAAUCAUUUUCAUCUGCAACAAAUACAGAGCAAAAUAUAUUGGCUAUACAAAUUAAUGAAACCACUGAAACAAAACAAGACAAAAGCCUUAUGUCCAAUAGUUUUAGUGUCGAUUCAACUGACAGUUACGAUUUAGAAAACAAAAAUAAUAAAACUGUAUCAAUUCCAAAGGACAUAGAAAUUGAAUUAGCUAUAUUGAAUUCAGAAAGAAAUAAUGAGAUUCAACAAAAUAAAAAUCUGAGUAGCGAUAAUAAUAAAGAAUCACAAUUAGAAGAUCUGGAUCAAAAUGGGAACUUAGUAGAAACUGAAGCAGGUGCUAAUAUUGCAUCAGAAUCAUUUUUAUCUGCAACAAAUAUAGAGCAAAAUGUAUUGGAUAUACAAAUAAAUGAAACAACUGAAACAAAACAAAAACCUCUGGAGAAUAAACAAUCUGUGGAUAUUGAUAAUAUUGACGAUUUGAAAUUUCACGAAAAUUUAAUAAUAAUGAAUAUAGAAACUAUCGAAAUUGAAAAUAAAUAUAAAAUAAAGGACUGUGUGGAAAUAAAAGAGCAGUCAAAAUUAGAUUUGGGGAAAUCUAAUAAAGAUAUAGAAGCUUACUUUCCUCAGCAUAAAGAUUUUGAAGAAAAUAUUCAAAGCAAAAUUGAUAGCGAAUAUCAGAGCAAUUCUAUGGAGGUAUUCAAUACGAGCGAACAUCCUUUGGAACAGCAACCAGGAUCAAAAAAUAACUCAAUUGAACUAUGUGGUUCUGUUGAAACCAGUUAUGAACAGUUUAAUGAAGAAAGCAAAGAACUAGAAUUGAGUGAUCACAGAAAAAAACAAUCUGGAGACAGAAAUAGUUAUGAUAUUACAGCUGUUCAUAAGACAGGUAACUAUUGUGAUAACUAUAAUGUUGAAGUGGACUUAUCCAAGAUAGAAGAUAAUAAAUCUGCAUUGCUAAAAUCAGAUAGGAAUGAUAUAAUAUUAAACGUAUUAGUAUCAGAAUUCAUUGAUAAUACAACAAAUGUACGCAUAGAAGACGACUCUAUAGAUUUAAAGUUCGAUGAGACAUCAACCAAAGUUGAUUCUUUGAACAAUUAUAGUAAAAAUAAAAUUGAAGAGACAUUAUUCCCACAUAAUAAAGAAACUAAUAACAAUAAUGAACAAAUAUACGAUUGGCUUGAACAUAAUAAGAUCGAAGAUAAAAAUGAAUUGAAAAAUGGAGAGAAUCAGUUAAAUGAAGAUACACUUCACAUUUGUGAGAAACAACAAGAAACAGAACUUCAUGGCUCACCAAAUUUAAACAAAACUUUGUAUUUAAUUCAGUGCGAAAUAGGAAAAAAAAGUGAAACAAAUACUGAAUUAUUUGUUCCAAAAUGUUCUCAAACCAAUAGCAUUGAAUCUGAUCGUACGGUAGAGACAUAUGAGUCAAGUAAGAUGAAAUCAGAUCAUUAUGAAAAUACUGGCCGUCUCAACAUAUCAGGUGAUUGCGAACAAACAGAACCACUUAAAGAUGCAACAAUGACAAAUGCAUCGCUACAGGAGAAAAUACCAGAAAUAAACAAAAUAGACUCAAAUUUGUCAAACGAAAACAAAAUUGAAUCCUAUGUUGAGACAUAUAGUAAACUAAAUCUCGAUAGCAAAUCUUAUUCAGAUAUUACUAACCAGACCGAUCAUGAACUUGGUUUAAAAGUUCGAAGCAAAAGUACAAAAAAUAAUAUUCAAAUGAUGGAUGAUAUUAAUGAGUUUAAUCUAAAGAUCGAAGACAGUAAGGAUUUUGCAAAUUCUCUUGUCCAGAAAAAAGAGGAGGACAUCUUUAUCGAUCACAAUGAAAGUAAAUGUUAUAAUGAAAUAGAAAUCAAACAGAAUAAAUGCUUGGAACAGGAAACAGGAGGAGAACAUGCAAGAUUUGAAUUAGAAAAAAUGUCAAGCAAACCGUGGCUGCAAAUGGUAGAUCCAAAUAUUCAUACAGCGUAUGACUUUUCGCGACCUCCUGGCUAUAUACCAAAAUUAAACAAAUCAGAUGAUUUCUCAUAUUCUGAAACAAAUUUGCACAGAAAUACAUCAAAAAUAUUUUAUAAAGCACAGAGUUUGGUGCGCGAAUUUCAAAUGAGAUCUCCAACACCCUUUAGUAUUACUAAUAUUUGUCAUGACGGCACAUUAAUUGAUGAUAUACGGACUACACAGUUAAAAUCGUCAAGCGAAACCAGGACUAUUAAUAGAGAAAAGUCAAUGAUCAUGAGAAGUGAUCUCAAGGGAAAACCAGUUUUCACAACUCAACUCACUAACAGAACUGCCGUUGCAGGAUCACGUGUAAAACUAACUUGUAGUAUAUUAUCAACAAAUGAAACAAGAAUAAAUUGGUACAAAGAUGAUUUGUUAUUGGAAAGUAAACAAAAAUAUAAAAUGAUGUGCAUAGACGGUUUAAUUACGCUAGAACUGCUUAACGUAGUUCCGAGUGACUCUGGUGAUUAUUGCUGUACGAUAGAAAAUGAAUCUGGUAUAGUAAAAUCUUGUGCCAACUUAAAAGUUUAUCCCAGUUUUGAGCCUUCUCCAAUUCCACCAACAUUUACGAGAUCAAUACGUGAUAAGUAUAACAGCACCGAUAAUGAAUUAGUACUAGAGUGUCGUAUCCGAGGGCAACCGUUACCCUCUAUUAAGUGGCUUAAGGAUAAUAAACUAAUUAAUACAGAUGAACGUCACAACGCAUCUUAUUUAGCUGAUGGUGUCUGCAGACUAACUAUUAGCAAUCCCACUUGCGAUGAUAGUGGAAACUAUACGUGCAGAGCUGAAAACUCUAUGUGGUCCGAUCAAAUAUCACAUUACGUUAGCUUCUCAGGCCGAGAAAAUCUUUAUGAUCCAUCUGAAUAUAAUACAGAGGAGUAUAAAGGUAUACAUCGACAUCAUGUCCAGGAUGUGCGGCGACCUCAUUUCACCAAUGUUUUAAAUGAUUACAAAGUUGUAAAAGGUGGUACAAUUGGAUUACAAGUUGAAAUCGGAGGAGCUCCAACAAGGGUGGAAUGGAUCCGAGAUGGGUCAUUUGUUACGGAUCUGUAUAGAAAUGCGCAAACAUUUGUAGAUCAUGGAAUUUAUACUUUAGCUUUACAUGAUGUAUCGGAAACACAUUCAGGCCUUUAUACGUGUAGGGCGUGGAGUAAACAUGGGAAUGUUGAUAUGAAUGCAGAUAUAACGGUCGUGCAACCAAAUGUAUCUGAUGGAAAACCAGCUAUUUUCGUUAGUCGACCCAGUAAAGAUGUAUUAAUUACCAUAGGAGAAGAUUUGAAUGUAUCAUUCAGGGUACAAGGUGAACCGAAACCGAAAGUUAGUUUGAUGAAAGGAAUUCGUGAUUUAACAAAUAGCCAAAGAGUUUGCAAAAUGACGUCAGACGACUAUGUAAAGUUCACACUUAAAAGAUCAGUUAUCUCUGAUGCUGGGACGUAUUGUAUAUUAGCCAAGAAUGCUUAUGGAUGUGACAGGGCAUUCGUAACUGUUGUUGUGCGUCAACGCGCAUCCUCUGUACACCUUAUAUCUGACUGGACUUACCCAAUUGACGAUUCGGCAUUGACUUCUCCUGAUAAAAAGUAUAAAUCGGUACCCAGUGGCAUACCUGGCGAACCUAGUGUAGUGGACGGCGGAAAUAAUUGGAUAACAUUAGCAUGGCCUAAGCCAGAACCAAACUCUGCAGCACCUGUGCUUGCCUACAGAGUGGAAAGCUGGCUACUUGGGACAGAAGGAGGUGCUCGAUGGAAAGAUUUGGGAAUAACUCCUAGAAACUCGUUUGAUGUUUUCAAUCUUAAACAAGGGGAACAAUAUCAUUUUAGAGUUAUUCCUAGAAACAGAUACGGUUGGGGGGAACCAGUUCAAACAUCCAUUCCAGUAGGUGUGGUGAUUGUUGGUGAUCGGCCUGAAUUCACUGAAAUUCUUCCUGGCUUACUAAAAGUUCUGGUUGGAGAAACAGCAAAGUUAGGUUGUUAUUUUAAAGGUAAUCCUCGUCCAGAAAUUAUUUGGAUGAAGAAUGGACAUGAAAUCGAAGAGGGAUGUCCAAGAUUUGAAACAUUACAAAGGGGUAAUGAAUGUUUAUUAACAAUUAAAGACGUGCAAAUUGAUGACGAAGGUCGUUAUAGCUGCGAGGCGAGCAAUGUUCAUGGCCGAGCCUCAACUUAUUCGAGGAUGGCUGUAAUUACUGAUAAACAAAUUUGGGAGGCCGAUGCCAAGCUCAAAAGGGAAAGGUCGGCGGAUGCGACCGGCGAGUUUCCUCCGCAAUUUACAAUGAGACUGAGAGAUCGGCGAGUGCAGUCGACUCAUCCCGUUAGGCUGACGUGUCAAGUAGUCGGUAAUCCAACACCCUGCGUCACUUGGUACAAGGACGGCCAGGAAAUUGUUUUUGAUAGGCGUCGCAUGAAAUAUCAAGACGAGCAUUUCCAUACGCUGGAGGUGGCGCCUACUGUUCUAGACGAUGGUGGGGUGUACGAGGCUCUAGCUCGCAACGGUCACGGAGCAGUCAGCUGUCGGUGUACGCUUGUAGUGGAUAAGGGUAUCCGCGCUUACAUCGCGCCGGAGUUCUGCUGCGGCCUUCAACCACUCUACACGGUCACAGAGGGUGAUGAGUUGCGUUUAUCGGCUGUGGUGGAGGCCUACCCGUCGGUGGGCGUGAGCUGGUACCGCGACGGAGUUCGGCUUCGGGCUCGGCGGACAGCGGUCAUGACACUCGACCGCGACGGACAGACCGAGCUGGCGCUGGCGGGAGUGACGCGGCGCGACGCUGGAGUGUACACCUGCACCGCCGCCAACGAGGUGGGGCAGGCUUCCACCUCGGGGCGAGUCGAAGUUGUCACCUCCGAGAGCGGCGUCCCCACCUCACAUGUGCCCGCCAUCGUGUGUUCUGAUAUACCAUAUUCAAAGGAACCGAUGUUCAUAAAGAAACCACGAUCUACGGAAGCUCAAGAGGGUGACACAGUUAUCAUAGAAUGUGAAGUUAUUGGCGAUCCUAAACCAGAUGUCUAUUGGCUCAGAGAUUUCCUAAAGCCAGAUUAUUACCGCGACGCCAACCACUUUCGUCGAGCUUCUUCAGGGCCGCAGUACCGGUUCGAAAUACCGCACGCAAAGCUGGACUACACCGGAGCUUAUUCGGUAGUCGCGACCAAUGUACACGGAGAGGCUAGAGCGGUUAUAUCCUUGCAAAUUUUUGCCAAAGUUGAAGGACAGACUUCAAGCGAUGACACACACAAUAUAACAUAUGGACGCGUGGAAGUGAUACCUCGCUUUGAGAAGGAGCUGACUGAUUUGCUCGCCUAUGACGGUGAUGCUGUGGAGUUUGAAUGUCAAGUUUCUGGUGACCCAGAACCGGACAUAACAUGGUUUCACUAUAAUAAGUCUCUAGCUAAGUGCGUGGACUUCGAGUCAUCUUACGAGCUUGGCACAGCGAGGCUGAGGAUAACACAUGUCACUGCUGAGGACGAAGGCAGCUACACGUGCGAGGCUACCAACACGCUGGGAAAAGCCACAUCCUGCGCCUGCCUCGUUGUCUACCCGCCCGGCGAGCCUCAUAUGCUGAGUCAAAGCCUGCAACGUCCCUCCGCUAUGUUGUCUGCCGCGUCAACGCCUCGUUCCACCCCUCGGUCAACACCGGCUCGCUCACUUUGUACUACACCAGGUCGCGAUAUAAGGCUUCUAAGAAGCCCCACGCGCGAAGUAGCACCGAAGUUUUAUACUUACCCUUUCAAUAAAGUAGUCGAGGAAGGAGACACGGUUGUAUUUCAAUGCGCUGUGGCUGGUCUGCCGCCACCCUGGGCAACUUGGGAUAAGGAUGGACUCAUCAUAAUCCCCUCUUCGAGAAUCACGAUCAAAGAAAAAGAUGAAAUGUUACGAAUCUUACAGAUAGAACAAGUGUCGAUUGAUGAUGUUGGUCUAUACAGAAUCUCUUUGGAGAACGAAUACGGAAGAGCCGAGGCCUCGGCAAGGCUUGAAGUGAUAUCUCACAAGGGAAAGUUUUACACGGGAGUUAGAUCGUACAGCGCCUCACCAACGAGGAGUCUCUGUCGCCGGCGAACGACUCCGACGCGAAACAGGCAAGACUCGACCCAAUGAAAUAACGAACGAUAUGCCUCAACUUUCUUUCGUAUUAUAAUAAGUAAGUAGGCAAUACAGAUAAUAGCACUUUUGCGAACGGGUUACCCAUGUUUAUAUGCUUUGCAAUUGAUUCAUUCUGUGGUUACCUUGCCGAAUGCGAAUAUUGAUAAAUAGUGUAGACAAGAAAUACAAUAGUAGUUGUAGUAAUGAUGGUGUUCGUUUCAGAACAACUGUUAAUGAAACAGCGGUGAGAUGCCGAUUUUUGAAGUGAAAACUUCUUUAGCAGCGUUGAGCACUUUUAUGGGAUUGGUAUAAAAUGUUAAACUCGCGUCAGGACACGUGAACUGAUCGAAAACUCGUAAGACAAUUGUUGAAAUAUUGGAUAAAAGUUGAUUUUUUUAGAGAUAAACUUUUUAGUGUAAAAUAAUUGUAAUAGUUCUGAAGUGUUAAAUUUUUUAUGUAAUUUAAAUUGUCAUUUAGUACACUAAGGUAGCUGAUAAUGAAUAUUGUCUUUAACCACAUAUAGAAAUUAUUCCCUAACCAUUCCAAAAUAUUAAAUAAUGCACAACGUUAAUGUUCAAGUUUUCACUUCUGCCGGCACUCCCGGAGUGCAACCAGGUAUUUUUUGUAUAAGUAACAUAAGGUAUAAUCUGCAUUUCAGUCAUAUUAUUUAUGAAAAUAAUUAUUUAGUCUAUAAUAUUAUUUGCAUACCUAGCCACUUGAAAUUUGCGUUGACUACAGCUAUACUAGUUUUUAGCUGGCAGAUAAUUAAAUAUUAUAGAAGUACUUUGAAAACAUAGUAAGUAGUUUAAUUAUUAUUGUUUAUUUAUUAAUAUUGUAUAGAAACUAAACUUUUGUGCAUUGAACUUUGCAAUAUUAAAACAAUUGCAGAUA
Leptidea sinapis is the source of this 19762-nucleotide messenger RNA. RefSeq lists its product as uncharacterized. The transcript has 27 exons. Bases 47 to 18886 code for a protein of 6279 amino acids. The record is from RefSeq and is a predicted model, not a curated record. Gene Ontology annotation, molecular function: protein binding. Lineage: Eukaryota; Metazoa; Arthropoda; Insecta; Lepidoptera; Pieridae.